Molecule: messenger RNA, 4585 nt
Organism: Macrobrachium nipponense
Lineage: Eukaryota; Metazoa; Arthropoda; Malacostraca; Decapoda; Palaemonidae
Product: perlucin-like protein
Exons: 6
Coding region: 167-835 (222 amino acids)
Source: RefSeq, a predicted model, not a curated record
GUAUUUGCUAGUCCUUUCUGUUAUAUGCCAAGGGGUCCCAGGAGAUAUCCUUACCAGUAGGCGCCGCGGAGAGUUAAUCAAAGGAUUCCAACGUCUUUUUAGGAAUUCAGAGGGAAGAAAGACGGUGCCAGAACUAGUACUAAGCUAAACUCGGUGAGAGAAAGAGAUGGAGGGUUCGAGUAUGGCCAUUGCUUCUUGCUUUCGUCUGAUUGCGACCAUUCUUCUUCUUGCAAUGGCUGGUCGCUGCUCCUCGCAGCAAAUGGAUCAUAUCCAACUCAGCAGAAUUGCAGACUCGAUUGACGACCUCACUCACGUGGUGCAAGCACAAGCGGUUGUUUCAGAGAAAGUAGCCUCAGGAAUCAUGAAAAUGUUCACCUUAAUGGCCACAGAUCAUCUUGUCUGUGAGAGGGGUUGGUUUAAGCUGAGAUCCUCCUGUUACUACAAGAGUGAAGACACCAGCACUUGGGAAGAGAGCCGUCAAAAGUGCAUAGCCUUGAAUUCCGACUUGGUCAAGAUCUCUCAUAACGACGAGUACAACUUCCUCCGUGAUCUUGCAAAAGGUCACAACACCUACAUAGGACUCAGUGACUUGCAAGAAGAGAGUACCUACAGAUGGGUUGUAGAUGGCACCAUUCACCAAAUCGUUGAAUCAUGGUGGGGUGAAGGCGAACCCAACAAUUCAGCAGAACGUUGUGUCCAUUACUAUCAUUCAAAAGACGAUCGCCUCAAUGAUGCUAACUGUGCCAAGGAGUUUAGGUACAUUUGCGAGAAACCUGCCCAACUGCCUUGGAACUUUGCUUCAGUGCUAGAUGAAGAAAUGCCUGCAGACAAGUGAAAUGGAAGAUGGAUCAGGAGUAAGAGUAGUUUUCCUUCUAAGUGUCUACAUAAAGUAAAAUUGCCUGUUGUUGUGUACUUGCAUUUCUUGAGCUGUAUUCUGUUGGACAAUUUGAUAAUUCAUGUUUACAUUUCUUUAAUUAAUCAAUACAUAGAACUGCAACAGUAAGGUUUACUUCAAACUGAUAUACAUCAAAAGGAAAAUGAGUAUAAAGCUAUCUGGUUUACCAUUUGGUAGGAGAACUGAAGUGUUUUGUGAAUACGUUUCUUUCAGAGUAGUUUCUCUGUGAUGUCUUACUUUCCCUCUAGGUGAGAAACCAACUCCAUCAUCUAGGAAAGUAGGUUUGUAAUUUUAAUAAACAUGGUUGAUCUAAUUUGAAAAGGGGUUGAGUCUCUCAUGAGACGAUUUAUUGUUGUGUGUGUGUGUUUUUUUCUUUUUUGCAAAGUAGCCUAAUUAUCUGAAUAAUGGAAGUGUUGUGUUGACAGACACUGUUCUUUAGAAACUAGGCAUAUAAAUCUUUAAACGCGCAUCUGUCUCUGUCUCAUGAAUGAAACGUUACCUACAACAACUGUUAGUCCAGUAAUUAAAGAGACGAGGUUUGAAAAAAUAGCUUUUUGUUUCUCAACUGAUUAGGUUUCAUUGGGUAAAUUAGGUUUGAUAGCUAAGAUAUAAAAUCUACCCUGAUCUGCUCACUACUAAUGCCCUGAAUUGGCCCUAAUCCAAGAUGGCCGCCAUUGCCAAUAUUUAAUGCCAAAAAAUUAAACGUCUUCCUAACUAAUAAUGCUAUAAAAGCAAAUAAGGUAUGUAAUUCUAUGGUUUGGGGACCAGGGAAUUCAUCUAAAGCAUUUUCAAUAAGAUUAAGAAGAUAUUAGAGCUUGAUUGUGACAACAUCCGUAAUUGUAUUCCCAAAUUUAAUAUCUAGGAAGCUGAAUCAUCCAGAGGCUCUGCUUUACUAUUCACUGCAGCAUUGAUGCAGUGAUUCCCUUGCAGUGACCACAAGCCAGGGUGCACAAGAGUCCAUCUUUGCGACAGGAACAAGAAUUUUUCUCACACUUGACGUGACAGUUGCAUUUGACUAUUUUCAACAAAGAUGCUUGAGCGGCAUCCUUCUGCAUCCUCAUUGGCUUCAGUUUCACUAGAUUCUGGUCUUUGUGGAUAAACCAACCCCACUUUAUUGGAUGAAGAUGAUUAAUUUGCCAUGUCUAGUUUACCUGGUGGUACACUGUAACUGUGGUACUUGGCUGCAUCACAGGUGGGUGGAAGAGGUUCAGGAGUCAGAUAGACCAACCUGGAUACCAAUUUGUUACUGAAAAUAGCUGCUCUUUCAAAGUCAAAGCUAUUUCCAGGCUUACAGUUGUAUAAGAUUUCUAGAGCAGCUUGCCCAUGCUUGUUAUAUCAUCAUGACAUUGAUUUGCCUUCAUAAAUAACUGGGCAUGAUCCUUGAGCUGAUGGCAUUUGUUAAGUGCCAUGACCUUCCCUAUGCCGUAUGGCCUUGAUGUCUUAUCACACCCUGUGAUUGCAUGCAGGAAGAGCAAUGAUACAAUAAGGUCAGGAGUUAGAUGAUCUUGCAGGAUCCGGAUGUUGAUUAUCUUGUUCACUGUCUGCAAGAAGAUGUCAUGAUGUCUAGGACUUAGAUGGUGCUGGAGCAGGACCAGCAGGUCGGUGUCAUCCCCUAUAACUACCACUAAUCUCCUUUUGGCCAUAGCACAUACUGUUGACACAAUGUCGUAGUGGGCAACUCCAGUUACUUUCAGCUCAUUACCAAUAAAUUGCAGAAACUUUUGUUUGUUCCUGGGGUUUGCAAGGAAAAUGUUCUUCUUCAUGGUCAGCUGCAUUUCUGGCUUAAAGUAAUGUCUGUUCCGAUGUUUGAGCUGGCACGUCUCUGGUGUGCUUUAUCCUUGGUAGAGGGACCUUUUCCAUAGCCAUCGAAUAUGACAACCGCAUGUCUGUAGUGCUGAAGUAUAUACCGCACAUACAAACUGGACAGACAGGUAUAUGAUGUGAUGGACUUUCUUUUGGCAGAGCUUCAAUGAUUAUGAAAGCUAUCCACCACAACUGCUGGUCAAAAGUGAUAACUGGAGUUGUGUUGUACCUGCUAGCAUGGUACAUAAUAUACUCCAACAUGGAGUGCACACAAAUAGGGUGAGAUGGCAUGAGGUCAAUCAUAGGCAGGAUUAUUUCAACUUUUUCCUGGAUGUGGGAUGUGAUGUAACAUCUGUAUGUACCACAUAGGUUGUGGCUUUGGAAGGUGGAAGGCUACUGUCCACAUCAAAUCGAGGCUGUCAUUUUGUAUGUCUCGUUGAAACACUUCAAUACUGGUAUACAUAAUUUUGAAAAGAAGUGUCUUUGGAUUUCUCUGUUCAACCAGAUCCACUUGAGCUAAUUGCUUGAUGAUCUCCAUGUCCAUCUUGCAUCGUGGGAUUUUCUUGGUGCUCUUGACAGCUGGGAUAAAUGUUGCCAUUUCGCCUAUUACAUGAACUGACCCAUGGCCAUCUAAGGUUCUGAAGACAUGGUCAACACUGUCUGCUUGGUACUGGAGGAAAGAGCCUGCAGUUCCUUCUGGGAGAUCAGCACAGUGCACUGUUGCAGCAUUGCAUCGAUACUUGUUUGGCUCUGUGUAUGCAGAAGCCAAGUUUGCUGAUCAUGUUAACCAAAUCACGGUGACCAUACUUGUUUUUGAGUGUCACACUGAGACCAACUUGCAGGGUGGAAGAAAUGAGCACUAAUUGAGGCCACAUGCAACUGUGCAUUUCUACACUUGAAAAUGCUGCUUAGGGGCAUUCAAAUGAAUAAGGGAGGUAUGCAACAUUUGGAUUAACAUAAACAUUUCAUCUGAAUUUUGGUACUCCAAAUUAUGAAGUUCCAUGAAUUUUAUCUCAGUUCUUAUGAAUUCCCCAACCGUUUCAAUAAGUCUCUCCAUAUCAUAGAGUUCUCUCGAUUCACUUGCUCUGUCAUGUGCUUCUUGGAUAAUAGUUUCAACAUGGGACUUCGGAGUAAUGAUAUUAGAACAUUGUUUGAUGGUGGUAAUUGAUACCCUUGCACCAUAGUGGUUCUCCAACUUUUGCUUCAGUUGCUUGAGGAUGUACACUUUCUCCUAAGUCAUGCCACUCUCUCUUAUCAUAACUAAGAGCAAGUAUUGCAGUGUAAUGGUCUCACCGUUGUUGUUUCCCAGAAAAUCAAUUUCAUAUUGAACAGAAUCAGUUUUGGAUUUGCUUCUAGGUCGACCAACCUUUCUUCUCUUGCUGAAAGAUUUGCAUUCGUCAGAUGCAAAUCCUGGGGAGCCCUUCCCUUCAUGGACAGAUCCUUGCACUCGUGAUGGUAGAUCCUCCUCAGCUGGUAGAACAUUUAUCACAGAAAGACGAGACUUGACUUUCAAGGCCCAAUUAUCUUCCCUGAUGUGACAGGGACUAAGGAUAUUCUUUUGAAAUCCUUAAGUCAUAACAUGCCAGUAUCUGUAGCUAUGGUAGGAUUUUUCUUUGCUAGAGACAUUUCAACGAGCACUCCUUAGAAGAGGCAGUGAUUUUGAAAUGGAAGACGUAUUCCUCUUCUGAUCUCAGGUUUGCCUUACCCACCUCAGAAGAAUCAUGCUUUUUGGCAGACUGGAUGGUUUUGGGAUUUGUGUGCCUACUCCUGCAGACUUUGUGCACAAGGAUAUCACGGCUCUUGUUAAUACCCACAUCUGGAACAUCUAAGUUUUUCUCUUUGUUUGCACUGUUAAUAUCAGCACACCCUUUCUUUGUCAGCUUGACA